Myxocyprinus asiaticus (Chinese sucker) is the source of this 2475-nucleotide messenger RNA. Its product is annotated as ras-related protein Rab-13-like. NCBI's taxonomy places the organism in Eukaryota, Metazoa, Chordata, Actinopteri, Cypriniformes, Catostomidae. Gene Ontology annotation, cellular component: plasma membrane; trans-Golgi network transport vesicle; synaptic vesicle. The transcript has 8 exons. The record is from RefSeq and is a predicted model, not a curated record. Gene Ontology annotation, biological process: Golgi vesicle fusion to target membrane; protein secretion; protein localization to plasma membrane. Gene Ontology annotation, molecular function: GTP binding; GTPase activity. Bases 516 to 1115 code for a protein of 199 amino acids.
UCGGUUCGUCUUGUGCGCAAAUGGCGCUCCCUGUUGACAUGUACUGUUAUCGGUUGUCCUCGGCACUGCUUUAUUAAACCUCUCCCUCUCUCUACGUCAGCUUUUGGGAACUCGGGCAAGGGAAAGUUUAAGGAGAAGAAAAAAAAGUGUACUGUUGUCUGUGUAUGGAUGAAAACUGAACGGCUUUCUUACACAAGAAAAGUAGCGCAGUCUAGUCCGAAAUGGCGAAUGCGUGGCAUCCGCAUUGAAAACCCGGAGCAGACGCUUUUAAAGAGACUGAGCAAACUUUUUUGCGUUUGGUUUCAUGGAAUAUUUUUCGCCUCUUAUCCCGACCUACAGAGCGAGACAGGAAAGCGAGUUUACCACUGACAGUUUUCCAGGGAAAGAAAAUCCAUGUGCGUGAACGAGGACAUUUUUCAAUCGGCUGGAUUUUAAAGCGCCACAUCUGUGUGUGGGUGUUAAGAAUCAAACGAGAAGUAUUUUAAAACUUGCUGAAAAGUCUGCAAAAGUCUACAAUGGCUAAGAAAUACGACUUCCUCUUUAAAUUACUGCUUAUUGGUGAUAGUGGCGUUGGCAAGACAUGUUUGAUCAUUCGUUUUGCGGAGGAUAAUUUUAAUUCAACGUACAUAUCAACUAUUGGUAUUGACUUCAAAGUAAAGACCAUCGAGGUUGAGGGGAAGAAAGUCAAACUGCAAGUCUGGGACACAGCAGGACAGGAGAGGUUUAAGACCAUCACUACUGCUUAUUAUAGAGGAGCCAUGGGCAUCAUCCUUGUGUAUGACAUUACUGAUGAAAAAUCCUUUGAGAAUAUUCAGAACUGGAUGAAGAGCAUCAAAGAAAAUGCAUCGGCUGGUGUAAGUCAAAUGUUACUUGGCAACAAGUGUGACAUCGAGACAAAAAGGAAGGUGUCAAAGGAGAUUGGUGAGAAGCUUGCAAAGGAACAUGGUAUUCGAUUCUUUGAGACUAGUGCAAAAUCGAGCAUCAACGUUGAUGAGUCUUUUGACUCUCUUGCUCGUGACAUUUUGCUGAAGUCAAAUAAGAAACUGGGUCCUACUGGUCGAGAGGUUAAACUUACCAGCACAGAGAAAAAGUCAUCCAAAUGUCUUCUUCUUUAGACACCAUCAUCAAAAGGGCAGACUCACUACACACACACACACACACACACACACGUAGCACUGCAGUGUUAAUGCCAGAGAGUAAUUUGCAAAGUGAACAUGGAAAGUGUUUUUAAAGAAUGAUUGAAAUUGCAAGAGUGAAAUGAAAUACUUGACAAAAGAAAUGAAACAAAAAUAUCACUUUUAUAUUUCAUGGUAGUUUGCACUACACAACAAUAACAGUUCAGUUGACUAGUUUACAGCAAAGUUGGUUUUCUUGCUCAAUGUUUUGCUCACUUCAGCAUUAUUUCAAAUGUAAACCUACUUGAAAUACACAAAAAACUGCCCUUGUAGAAAAAUGGAAAAGAGUUCCCAUGUAACUGUAUCUCCAUGCAUAGUUACAGGUGGACAAAUAUUGUCCAAUUUGAUAUCCAGUCAGCACUUUUGAGUUAUUUCUAAAUAGCUGACAAAUAGUUUGAAUGUUUGCUGCUAAGAAAAGGUGCAUAACAAAUUUUGAAAGACUUCGACCUCUAAAGAAAGAUUGAAUAAGUAAUUUUAGGAUGUUAAUUGGGAGGUAUGAGAAAAUAAUUCAUUGAUUAUGGAUGGCAAUAUGAUAUUGUUCUACUUAAAAUUCACCAUGUGUUUCCCCAAAAGGAUUAUGGUCAGAUGUAAUCUACAGAGUUUUGGUUUUGCAUCAUAACGUUUGUCUUUGUCUUUUUUUUUUUUUGUCUCUCACUGCCUUUUAUUCCCUCUUUUUUAUGCUUUGCAACAGAAUAUUUUUUUCUGAACUUGUAUUUUGAACUGCUUUUAAUAAAGUAAAUAAUUUUCACAUCGCAUUAUUUUCUAGUAAAUAUGCAUUAGAUUUGUAUUAAUUUUUUUACGUUUCGUCUGAUUUUAAUGUACGUUUAUGUGGUUUAUUUUGAUCUAUUAGUUUAUUUUGAUCUAUUAGAAUUUUAAUAUGUAUAUAUAAUGUAUAUAAAGAGAGAGAGAUUUUGUUUUUAUGAUUUUGUUAUUUGGGGAUUUUUUGAAUUUUUUCAUAUAAGCUGUGAUUGUACAAUAGAGAAGUGUAUAAUGUUUUGACAUUUUGUGUAGCUUAUUUUGGUCUUUAGCACUUCUUUAAGUUACAUGAAUUUUCUGCCUUUUUCAACCAGUAAUACAGUACUAUAAAAUAAUACUUAACUCAUCCACCUUAUUUUGCAACGCAGUAGGAAGCAGCGGCUGCAUUUCCGGCGAAUGUGAGAAAGUUCUGCUUCAGCAGAAUUAUAUGCCAGUGUCGGAUAAUUUUCUGACGUCAGCAUUUAGAGGAAAAGAGUAAGUAAAUCAUUCACUUGUUGCUCUGUGUUAUUGAAGAGACGGUAAUAAAAUAUGUUCCUUUCUUUAC